Messenger RNA from Daldinia loculata, 921 nucleotides. RefSeq lists its product as uncharacterized. Bases 291 to 779 code for a protein of 162 amino acids. NCBI's taxonomy places the organism in Eukaryota, Fungi, Ascomycota, Sordariomycetes, Xylariales, Hypoxylaceae. The transcript has a single exon. The record is from RefSeq and is a predicted model, not a curated record.
UUUCCCAGUCAGUUACAUGAGUCCCCAAUACAGCUAACGGUGUUACUACGUAGUACACGACGCAAAAGUUCCCAUUUUCCCAAUCCAGUCAUAUAAUCAAGCCCUCUAAGUAGUACAGUGAGUAAGGACAAUGAUUGCUUAGGCAUGGGACCUUUCAGAGGCUGCCUUUAGUAUUUAUAAAGAGUCUACCUCCGGUAUUAUCAUACCAACUCCCCUGAAGGUUAGCUUAACAUACAUAAGCCAGCCAAUAACAAAUAAGAUCGAUAAAGCAUCAGGAGUCCAGACGAAAGAUGGCCAGAUCAAGAUCUUCGAGCUCUUCUAGUAGCAGUUCUUCUAGCAGCAACUCAUCUAGCCCUAAAAAGUCUCGCACGGAACGAGCAGCGAACGAUGGAGAGCAUCAGAACGCACACAAAUAUUCGGCUUCUGAUAUCGUAGCCCAGCUCCCAUCUCUAUGGCGCUACAUGCGGCGCGAUUCCUCGUUCGGGCCCGAAGCCACCGAUGGGAACGAGGGAGUAGCCGAACAGAGCAACGGUAUUCUUAGUAUGCCCUUGUUUCGAGGCCGCUGGCAGUCUACUAAAUCCGCAAAGAAGGUUCCGACCUCGCGAUCCCAUAGUUCGGAACCCCUGUUGCGGUGCGAUAACGAUAUGCCCGAAGCUCACCAGAGUUAUCUGUCAACGGCAGAACGAACCGAUGAGGAACAGUCGUCAAAGACUUGCAAGAGCCGCUUGCGGAACUGCUGGGGUGGUCUACUAGUGUACCUACGACUUCGAGACGCAUAGGUAGUAUGGUAGUCUGCCUGUCUGUUUGUCUGUAAGAGGAGGGGGUCUGUGCGUAGCUUUUUGACAACUAGGGGAGUUUAGUUUCAUGCGUAUCUUGCGGUCGUAUUUGCGACGAGGGCAUUUCUGAUAAAUAUAAGUCCCA